Penicillium robsamsonii is the source of this 510-nucleotide messenger RNA. RefSeq names its product haloacid dehalogenase, type II. Bases 1 to 510 code for a protein of 169 amino acids. The record is from RefSeq and is a predicted model, not a curated record. The transcript has 2 exons. Lineage: Eukaryota; Fungi; Ascomycota; Eurotiomycetes; Eurotiales; Aspergillaceae.
AUGGGCAAGCAAUUUUUAUUAAGCUUGGCGCUCCAAAUUAUUGACGACCAACAGGCCGCUAUGAAGAAUUCUCAGCCAUCACACUCUCUCUACAUUUCGGACGUGAAUCCAGCUUUGACCCAUAUAGCUGCAGACCUAAUCAUCCAAGCUGCGAGAUUCUCCAACGGUACGAAAACUAUGGUAUCCAACUCGGUAUUGCGGUCCAAGGACCUUGCGCCACACGCGAGCGUCUUCCAAGAUCUCGUCACCGUAGACGAAGUCAAGCAACAUAAGCCAUCGAAGGCAGGUUACGGACGCUUAGCGAAACAAACAUGCCAAGACCCAUCGCAGAUGAGCAAACUUUGGCUGAUUAGCGGCAACCCUUUCGACAUUGUCGGGGUGCGCGCUACAGGUAUGCAAGCUAUACGGGUUGAUCGCGUUGGUACGGGAUGGAAGGAUGCCAUGGCUCCAGAUCUACGGCCAACGGUCAUUGUACACAGUCUGGAGCACAUUGUGAACGAAAUUCCAUAG